CUGGUUAAAAAGUCUAUGGACCUUUGAUUCGCAUCGUAUGCGAAUUCUAAAAUGAACAACAGAUUUUAAUCCAGCACACGAAAGUUCCAAUAUCCCAAUUUGGAUCUCCUUCGAAGGUCUUCCCAUUCACCGGUUCAACAAGGCAUUCUUGUGGAAAUUAGAUAGUAUCAUUGGAACUCCUCUUCAAGUUGACGUCCCAAUGCUCAACAUGUCAUGACUAUCUGUGGCACGAGUCUGUGUAGAAUUGGAUCUUCUUAAGGAGCAUCCUAUUCGAAUCAGACUGGAAGUUAAAGGGGUGACUUAUUUUUAAUCAUUAUUCUAUAAGAAUAUGCCCCAAUAUUGUGUUGAUUGUAAGAAGAUUGGCCACGAUCUUCAAUCCUGUCAACACAACACACGAGCAUCAUCAUCAAAAAAGAAAGAGUCGCAGCCUUCAAAACAGCAACAAAAACAGCAAGCACAAGGGAAGCAAUCGGCAGGCUUAAUCAAACCGGUGCCAAAAAAUGGGAGGAAAUCAACCUUCUAAUGACGCGCAAUCUCUGAAGGAAGUCAUUGAGGUCGACCCUAAUCUGACCCUUUCAACUGUCGCGCAGCCCCUGAAGAACUUGUCGCAAGAGGGUGUUGCUGAUGAAGCAGCGCAAAAUCUUGCUGAAGACGCCGCUGAUGAACGAGGCUCCGCUGAAAUUAUUGCUCACCAAUCAACAUCAUCUCAUCCAUCAAGUUCGAUUGAUGGCCAGCCCCAAAAAAUUGAUGCGACAUACCAAACCCUGUUUGUUAUCGCCGUCACAAACCAACAACUUUCUCCUGAAAAGCAAGCAUCAGAAGAGGUUGCCGCUGCCGCUGAGAAUUCACCAUCCGUAAUCCGAAGAAUUAAUGAUCUCUCAUCGCCGAAAGAUAAUCAACGGUCAUCUUCAUCAACGGCAGAGGAAAUCUGGCGUACCCCCCUGAUUUCGCUACCUCAGAAUCCCGCAAUUUCUGAUGGAAACCACAGUUGUCGAAAUCCCGCGACUUCAGCGUCAUCAACGCAGCAGACUCCCUCUAACCGGAUUGUUUAA
Oldenlandia corymbosa var. corymbosa is the source of this 1052-nucleotide messenger RNA. Lineage: Eukaryota; Viridiplantae; Streptophyta; Magnoliopsida; Gentianales; Rubiaceae. The record is from the annotation of a GenBank genome assembly.